Messenger RNA from Cydia strobilella, 1213 nucleotides. RefSeq lists its product as uncharacterized. Gene Ontology annotation, molecular function: olfactory receptor activity; odorant binding. The coding region runs from base 20 to 1213 and encodes 397 amino acids. Gene Ontology annotation, biological process: detection of chemical stimulus involved in sensory perception of smell; sensory perception of smell. Gene Ontology annotation, cellular component: plasma membrane. NCBI's taxonomy places the organism in Eukaryota, Metazoa, Arthropoda, Insecta, Lepidoptera, Tortricidae. The record is from RefSeq and is a predicted model, not a curated record. The transcript has 6 exons.
UGAAAUUAUUGCCCCUAAAAUGUUCCUACGGACCAAGUUUUUAUUAAAAGACUGCUGCAAAUUUGUGUACUAUGCAGGGUGCGGGAAUUACUGGUACGAAGACAGAAGUCAUGAAACAAUCCCGUUCAAAUUGUACCGCUUUAUUUCUUUUUCAAUGUACACUGUGAUGAUUUUUCUGGAAAACGCCGCCGCUGUGUUCGGUUCAUUUCCCUCGGCGGAAAAAAACACAGCUGUCAUGUUCGCAGCUAUGCACAAUAUCUUACUCAUUAAAUUCUAUCUCUUCUUUUACCACAAAGUUUCUAUAAGAAAAUUAAAUUCUGAGAUGGGGGCUCUUGGCGAAAAUUUGGAGGAGGAUAAUGUUAUGAAGAAGCAGUACCGGAAAGUGAAAUACGGGAUUUUGUUUUAUGUAGUAACGGUUUAUAUGUCACUCGGAACUUAUGGCCUUGAAAGUACAAGAAAGUCAAUCGUCGAAGGUGUCCCGUUCUAUACUGUGGUGACCUACUGGCCCGCGUAUGAAGACUCCACAAUGAUAGCUGCCAUCUUCCGCGUAUUAUUUUAUAUCACGUGGCUAUACAUGAUGCUCCCCAUGAUGUCCGUCGACUGUAUGCCCAUCACGCAUCUCAUCUGCAUCUCGUACAAAUUCGUCACCCUGCGACGUCACUUCGAAAGGAUUAGGGAGGAGUUUGAUGGUGAUUUAGUGACGAUGAGGAAGGACGAGGCCGAGGAGAAACUGUGGAUUGGGUGUUUGGAGGGAAUCAAGAUGCAUCAAAAGCUAUUGUAUCUCGCCAACGAAAUCAAACGAACAUUCGGAAUAACAAUGUCUCUUCAAAUGUGUCAAAGCUCAGCCUUUGCAGUAUUUCUCUUGCUGCGUUUGGCGCUAUCCCCACACAUGGAUCUCACUAAUGCUUUCAUGACUUUUACUUUCGUAGGAACGCUGUUCUAUUUGCUCGCCCUUAAUCUCUGGAACGCAGGCGAGCUCACUUAUCAGGCUUCACUCCUGUCGCCCGCCGUGUUUUACUGCGGCUGGCACAUGUGCGCGGCGAGACGCCCGCGCCGCGACAUCCGCCGCCUCGUGCUGAUCACGUGCGCGCAGGCGCAGAAACCGCUCGUAUUCAAGGCCUUCGGUAUACAGGAUCUGUCCUACAGCACUUUUGUCUCGGUGGCGCGGAUGACUUACUCAGUGUUCGCCGUGUUCUACCAGAGGGGCGGCUGA